AUGAAGGUGCUCUUCGGAUUCACAGUCUUCUCGUUCUUCGGUACUGUUUCCACUUCUUUUUCCUCGCUCCUUCUUCACCACAAGCGAAUGAAUGUAUUCAGUGGCUCUGCAAGUCUUUGCUGAAAUUCCCGAACGGCUUGCGGCGGAACUGAAAGGAAAACUGGCGAAUCUGAGCGCCGUGCAUGAAAUCCGAGGAGAAUUGAGUUACAUUAAUGAGAUAAGAAGAGCAACGGCAGAAGUGAACCAAAUUCCGAACUAUCCGAAAAUGGUAUGACGAACUUCCGUUUCAUCAAACUUGUCGCAUUUCAGAACUGGGAUGACGCACUGGCGACAAAAGCGGUCUCGUUUGGAUGUGAGGAGCACGUUGGAACCGACUUCCGCGCCUUCAGAAUCAGUGCGGAUCCGGCCGCAGUGGACCACGACAUCGCACUUAUGGAGGAGUUAAAGAAAGAUCCGGCGCUUGUCUUCACUCGCUCGCAGGGGUUAUUCGAACUUUUUUCUCCCGUGAAUUCAAAGUUUGGGUGUGCGAAGAGCAGCUGUCCGACGGCUGGUUUCGCGUAUUCUUUCACUUGUCUGGCUGUACCGACGUGAGUCGAACGACUAUUGUCGUCGUUGACAAAACAUUUAAUUUCAGAAAUGUGAACAAACGUGAGAGCAGCGAGCAAGGAAAACCCGGAUCGCAGUGCGGAAAGUAUGUGAACGAUAACGGACUGUGCGAUUACAACCCGCUGCGGCUCCGACGACUCCAUCCUCUGCGAAUGGCUACAGACUUGUGA
Molecule: messenger RNA, 776 nt
Organism: Caenorhabditis sp. 36 PRJEB53466
Lineage: Eukaryota; Metazoa; Nematoda; Chromadorea; Rhabditida; Rhabditidae
Source: the annotation of a GenBank genome assembly